This is a messenger RNA of Pecten maximus, 2641 nucleotides long. RefSeq lists its product as uncharacterized. The transcript is spliced from 7 exons. NCBI's taxonomy places the organism in Eukaryota, Metazoa, Mollusca, Bivalvia, Pectinida, Pectinidae. Bases 180 to 2240 code for a protein of 686 amino acids. The record is from RefSeq and is a predicted model, not a curated record.
CCAUGCUUGAACGGACACGUUUUAAAACCCGUUCUCGCUUGAGCUUUGUUUGACUAGAGUAGGGACGGGCACUCCAGUUUUAACUGAACUAGCGUCUACAAGCUGUGUAACCAAAACUAAACACACAUUCCUCAGCGAAUUGAUCCAAUACCCAUGGUAAACAGUGGAAGUGUUCAGCAAUGGCGGACUUGGAUUCAGUUGUAGUGUGGUCGAACGAUCUCCUCUCGGCCAAGGAAGCUGUGAGCAAGCUUGGACUACCAUGUAUGGUUAAAGUGGUGAAUGGCUGUACACACGCGGACUUUUCAGAAGGCCAUUUGUUAAAACUAGACUUCGGUAUUGCUAUUAAAAAGGUAGCGGCCUGUUUUGUGUCUAAACGUCCCGACAGUGGGGACAAGACCAACGACAUAUUCAUACCCCUUGGAUACGAGGGGAAGGUGAGGAUAGCUCGCGAGGACGCGGGGAGCAAGAUAUACACAACCCUUAAGGGUCUCAUAGAAGACUUUCCACGUUAUGUACAGGUAGAGGAUGGCUUCUCAUCUACAGAAGAGGGAAGUGGCAAACCUGUGGCGGUAGCGUCCGGAGCAAAGCUCGAGCUUGACAAGGCUAUAGGAACGGCAAAUCUUUACUGCAAAUUCAACGAUAGAACACUCCUCCUUACAACUAAGGAUAAAAUUAAAUUCCGGUUGCUGGCCGACGACACGACAUAUACGUUACAGGAAGUGGUAGACAGACUACACUUCCCACAGACUGUCCGAUUUCUUGACCCACAGUUUCAGACGGUGGCCAAAGCUGACCUUAACGGCGAGAAAUGUGGUGCCAUCAGUGAUACCCUGAAACUGAGCCGAGUCACAAGUCACGAGGUCAUUGUGGGUCUCUUGAGACCUUCAGUGACCCCCACAUGUGGACCCGGAAAUGUUAAAAAGAAAGUUCAACCAACGCUGGCCUUGUUUCCACUCCAAGCCAGUGCUGCCGUUAACGAUAUAAAGGUCAAGGCCGUAGCAGAUAAGAAUGAUAAAAUGUAUAAAUCGACGAUGGCUAAACUUUUUCCUCAGACCGUGGACAGGACAUUAAUCCAAGAAAGUUUCUACAUCGACUUGGCAAGUAAAGUGAAUAUACACAUACAGAAAGACAACCAUUGGAUAACUGUCAAACCAACUCCGGUUAAAAAGGAUCCCGUCCCCACCGCUGUGGUCUCGCCACCGCCUUUACCCCAAGAUAGAGACGAACGGAAAAUGUCGCCUAGGGUGAAAACGCCUCCCUCACCAAAAAGGGAGGAGAUCAAGUUAUCUCCACGUGACUCGAAAUCCCCGACCAAGGAUGACGGACCAAAAUCUCCAAAAGACAAAAACGCAAAGAAGAACAAAAAAGAGAAAAAGGAAAAAGAUAAGGAUAAAAAGAAAAACUCUCCGAGAGCCAGUAGUGGAAGUUCUGGAAGAUCAAGUCCACCCUCAUCGCUGUCCCUACACACGGAAGACGACCUCCCUAUUGCCCCCUCCACACCCUCACCUUCUCCACCCCCAGCCCCGGAAUUACCUAUGAGGAAAGUCGCCCGUAAACCAACUCCCUCAACAAUUGAGCCAAGGCCCCUGGUGUCAAGUUGUGAUGAUUAUGUUGAACCACUACGCAAACAGGAACCUUCUAAUACGUCAGAGGCCAAAGAACAGGAACAUGUGUACCAAGGUUUACAACCUGGCGCGGAGGAACACUACGAUAAAUUGCAGGAUGAAGGGAUAUACGAUGAGUUGGGUCCGUUUCCAGGAGACAAAGAAGCGAAAAACAAAGACAAGGACAAAGAUAAGGACAAAGACAAGAAAAAGAAAGGUUUUAAGUUUUUCACUGGAGGAAGGAAGAAAAAACAAGAGGGAUCAAGAACAAGUCUAACCGACAUAGUCACGCAACCCGCGGAACCACCGACAAUGCCAAUAGAUAAAAUCCCGGACAUGUCUUCCAUAGGGAAAAAACCAAAGCCGGUCGGCACUGUUAGGCCAAAUUCAAAAUCCCUUCCGGAAAAACCAGAGAAACCGAACGAGUUCAAGGCGUUUACUGUGGUGAAUUUGGUCGAGUGUCUUCGUCAGUGUGGAUUACCAGAUCUCGCGAAAUUGUGCGAGAAAGAAAAACUUGAUGGAGAUUUCCUGGCUUCCUUAUCCGCGACUGACCUGACAAAGGAGCCGUUCUCCCUUAACCCUCUCCACCUGAAAAAGUUAGAGAGAAUCAAAGAAGGAUGGAGACCGACCGAAUGAUUUAACUGGGGUUUUACUGGAUUUAUAGUCUCUCUUUUUGUAUCUGACUUACAUUGAAACUGACAAUUGGUUUACACUGAUUUAAAGCAAUAUAUGUGCAGUGGUUAGUACCUAGUGGAUUAGAUAAGACUGCAAAACAAAAAUACCGCGCUGGUUCGUGACGAACUCAAAAGUACUGUGCUUGAGGUACUGAUCCUGAGUUAUGUACCGCUCAUUCGGCUGAUAUAGUCGUACAACACUUCACAAUGUAAAGAAACAAUAUUUGGAUUUUUUUCGUCUUAUUUUUUCUCUCUAAAAUUCAAUAGUUAAUAUCAAAUACGUGUAGAGAAAUACUGAAGACAGUUUGGUUUGUAAAGAUUUUAGAAGUUUCGCCAAAUGAUUUAGAAUUAAGAACCAUAUUA